UGUCCUUGCCCAAACUCAAAAAAGCCUAUGAAAAAGGUAGCAGGGGCAUCUCAUGGGUCCCCUAUUGACCCCGGGCCCCGGGCAAAUUAGUUUUAUAGGCCAGCACCUAUAGGUCCAGAUAGUCAUGAGAUUGCUUGUAUACAGGGGCGGACUGACAACUCAUGGGGCCCCCGGGCAAGAGGGGAUCAUGGGGCCCUGUGUCCUUGCCCAAACUCAAAAAAGCCUAUGAAAAAGGUACCAGGGGCAUCUCAUGGGGCCCCCUACUGACCCCGGGCUCUCGGGCAGUGCCCGAGGUUCCAAAUGGUCAGUCCGCCCCU
This is a messenger RNA of Staurois parvus, 317 nucleotides long. Lineage: Eukaryota; Metazoa; Chordata; Amphibia; Anura; Ranidae. The record is from the annotation of a GenBank genome assembly.